This is a messenger RNA of Frankliniella occidentalis (western flower thrips), 5441 nucleotides long. RefSeq names its product polyhomeotic-proximal chromatin protein. The record is from RefSeq and is a predicted model, not a curated record. The transcript is spliced from 14 exons. Gene Ontology annotation, cellular component: PRC1 complex. Gene Ontology annotation, molecular function: protein binding. NCBI's taxonomy places the organism in Eukaryota, Metazoa, Arthropoda, Insecta, Thysanoptera, Thripidae. The coding region runs from base 352 to 3600 and encodes 1082 amino acids.
ACCCCGGAGGCGCUAAGUGUAACGCUACUCACAUUAGUGCUUAAGCGGGCCCAAGGCCCACCCCUUCACCCCUCCAGAGAAAGCGCUUGCUGUGUGUCCGAUCGAGGCGGAGAUACCCCUUGCGCUGGGACGGAGCCGACCCAGCCUACAGGACCGUCUGGGGCCCAAUCGCCAGUUUUAUCGAUCCGACCCGAGACCGGCCGUUACUCUCCGAUGCGUUUUGUUUACACCCUUUCCCAUCCAAGCCUCGCGGUCUGCUCCUGUUGUGUCAACAACUCUGGGUUGAGGUGGAAUGAAGAUAUAGAUUUGUCCAUGAUUGUGUACUGUGCGUCUCAGUAGUAGUGCCAGCAAAUGGACCCUAAUCAGCAACAGCAGCAACAGCAGCAACAAGCCCUACAACAACAACAAGCCGCCAUGCAGCAGCAACAGCAAGCCUUGCAGCAGCAGCAGCAGCAACAACAACAGCAGCAGCAGCAGCAACAGCAGCAACUGCAACAAAUGCAGCAAGCCCAAGCACCUCAGGUGGUACAACAGCAAGUGAUGGCAGUCCAUGAUGGCACCACAGUUAGUGGUGCUGGGGCUGGCGGAGCUGGUGUGGCGAUGGGCAUGAUGACACAGAAUCCGCAAGCUGUUACUCUUGUUGCCUCUUCCAUGCCAUCAGGCAUGGGUCAGGCUGGUCAACCUGGUGUGCAGCCACAGCAGGUAACUGUCUCUAUGCAACAGCCUGGUAUGGCAAACCAAGGAAUGAAUCCUGGUGCUGGACAGACUCAGAAUGCAAUGGUUCCCCAGUCGCAGUCAGGAGCAACCACCCUUACAUCAAUGUCUCCAUUACACCACCCUAUGGCACCACAUACUCCUCAUCCUAAUAUGGGUCAUUCUCAGAUGCAGCCAUUACAGGUCAUCCAACAACCACUUCAAAAUGGACCUUACAUGACUCAAGCCUUGUACAACCCUCAAGGGCAGCUCAUUAUGCCUGGAAACAUCGCCCUUCAUCCUGGUGGUAUGAAUACUCAGCCCAUCCAAGUUAUCACAGCCAAUGGCAAACCAAUGUUGCCAAGCGGCCAGGCGUCGUCAUUCCCUGGUUACAUUCCAACUACCACCAAUCAGACCCUUAUUUUGUCCAAUUUAUCUAACCUUGGAGUAAUCAGCAGUCAACCAAAUCUGUUGCAAGCUCAAUCUGGUGGUCCCACUGGGAAACCUCAAGAUAUUCAGAAGAUGCUCACUACCCAGACAGUUGUGAGUGCUGCUAAUGGUGGCAUGAAAUCAUCUACAAUGGCUCAACCACAAACAGUUCAACAACAACAGCAGCAAGCUCAACAGAAUCAGUCUCAACAACAGCAGCCUGGUGCUCAACAGCAAGGUUCUUUGUCAGGAUGUGUUGUUUCGCAACCUCAGCAGUAUGUCACCACACAAGCUCCCACAGGGAUGCUCCCAGGGCAGACGCAGUUAAUCAGCAAUCUUCAGCAAGGAGGCCAGCAGAUGCAAUUCACUCCCUUCAAUCCAUUUGCUCAAGGAAUCACAUGGACUCCAGCUGGUGGUAUUAUUGGGCAAGCUCAAAUACCUCAAAACCACAUCAUUAUUCGACCAACUCAACCUGAUGGAACUCCGGGACCAGCACAAAUGUUCCUUCAAAGUCCUCCUGCUCAAACUAUGACACAACAGCCUCAGCAAGGAAUGACUACUGUUCAACCAGUCCAGCAGAUGGGCAAACCGAGGCAGACCUUGGAAAUGCAAACCAAUAUCCAGCCUAAAAUGCAGCCCAGGGCUGUCCCAACCAUUCUACCUUCUCACAAUCAUAGGCCUGCUAGUUCAGUUUCAACACAAACAAUUCAGAAUGCCUCACCCACUCAGGUGCAAGCACAGAAAAAUCAGCAGAAACCUCGUCCCACCAAAAUUAUUUCAAGAGGUCCUCAACCAAUACCAGUUCAACCUGCUCCUUCCCAAACACCCAUGCCCAACAUGCACAUGGCCCAGAACAAAGAUGCUUCCGGGCAAGCAAAAGUUGGUGGCGUUCUUCCUUCUGGAAUGCCAAGGAUGAUGGUUGCCAAUGGUUCUCAAGUAAACUCUGACAACAAACAACUUGUUCCUGGUACUAUGAUGCAGACUCAACAGGGCCAACAAAUGCAACAACAGAAAGUCAUGGGUAUGCAAUCCAUGCAACAAGUGAUGCAACCAUUCCAAAUGCAAUUGCAGUCAACUGGUGGACAGUUAUUGGCCCCAAAGCCAUCCAUGGGUAUGGUUGUGAUGCAGCAAAUGCCAACUCAGAAUCAACAAAAUCAACAGAAUCAGGCUCAGGGACUGCAGGCGUUACAACAGCAGCAGCAAAACCAACAAGUUCAGCAGGCACAAGCCCAACAAGCCCAACAGCUUGUUCAGCAGCAGUUGCAGCAACAAGUUCAACAACAUGUCCAACAACAGCAGGCGCAACAGCAAGCACAACAACAAGCUCAACAGCAAGCCCAACAACAGGCGCAACACCAAGCCCAACAACAGCAAGCGCAACAACAUGCGCAACAACAGGCCCAACAACAAGCGCAACAGCAGGCCCACCAGCAAGCCCAACAGCAAGCACACCAUCAGCAAGCCCAACAGCAGGCUCAACAACAGGCUCAACAACAGGCCCAGCAGCAAGCACAGCAGCAGGCUCAACAAGCUGCUCAGCAACAAGCACAGGUUCGAGCACCUACUCCAGCCCAACAGACAGGCAAUCAACAAUCCAACCAGCCUCAGUCAGGGUCAUCGUCUGAUCGACCUGUAAUGCCAGUGGCAUCAAUGCCUGCUGCUUCUACUACAGUCACUACUACUCAAGCUUCAUCAACACCAACACCAGCUCAAACAACUCCCUCUCAGAUGUUAUCACCCAAACCUCAGGUCAAGACAGAGAAAACAAAUGGAGAAGUUCAAGCUAAUGGAGUUGAUGAAGUCAAAACAAGUGGUCCACCAAAAGCAAUGGUCAAACCUCAAGUGUUAACACAUGUUAUUGAGGGCUAUGUUAUUCAAGAAGCAUCAGAGCCAUUCCCUGUUGGGCGGUCACUCAGUGACUUGACAAGCAAAACAAAUAACUUAGAUGUGAAAACAGAGUCUGAUGACGAGCCACCAAGGAAAAAAGCCAACAUGGACAAUUUAACUCCUGGAGAUCUUAAUAAAUGUGAGUCGUGUGGUAAAAUGGGCAACUUUAAGAAGAAGAAGAGGUUCUGCAGCCCGAACUGUGCCAAGAAUAAGAAAUUAGGCCCAGGAUCAGAAGUUAAUGGAAACACAAACAAGGACACAAAUUCAAUGGACAGUGAUAUGGAAACUAGUAUAGCUUUAGCACCAGCAGAUUCUGACUUACAGAAGUCUUGUGCACCUGAAAUUCCAGGAGUGAACCCAGUUGUUAAUUGGACGGUAUCGGAUGUAGUUGAGUUUAUUCGCAACCUUCCAGGAUGCACUGAUUACGCAGAGGAUUUUGCUAUCCAAGAAAUCGAUGGUCAGGCGCUUAUGCUGUUGAAAGCUGACCACCUCAUGGCUGCAAUGUCAAUGAAGCUAGGCCCUGCUCUUAAAAUAUGUGCCAAAAUAGACACUUUCCGUACAGACACCACACAAGCACAGGAUAAAGUGUAGUUCUAGGGGUGGUGUAUAGUUUCUAAAAUACAUCUUGUGACUUUGUGAUGUUUAGUCCAUUUACAUUUCAUGUAGAUUAUUAUAAGGCUGGUUCAGGCCCUAGCUUAGAGCUCAUUGGCUCUUCUGUACUGACUGCCCAUCAGCUGAAAGACUAAGUAUUUUUAUGUAAUCUUAUUAGAGAUAUAAGAGCUUGUAUUAUUUAUACUGUAGAUAUCUAGAUCAUUUAUCUGUACAUUUUCUGUCUGUAUAUGUAUAUAUUCUCUUUUCAGUCUUCAUCCUAAGAUAUGUGUCAUUUCUUUUUUGCUUCAUUUUGUUCUGAGUCUUGCUAUGUUAAGUUUCACCUACUGUUAUCUUUCAAAGGGACUUUGUAUUUAGGAUAUUCCAUGAUCGGUUUUAGUCCAACCUCCUUGCAUUCAUAUUGUUACUUAUGCUUUACUACAUCUAUUUAUUAAAAAAAAGAAUGGUCUUUCUAGCCUAAAAUUAGACCUGGUUAACUGUAUGGUGUCAGGUUUAUUCUUUGGCUAGAUUGUCUCCAAUUCCUUCUGAUUUGCCAAGACUGCUCUGUGGAAGUCCUAAACAGUCUUCACAUUAAUUUUGUAACUCCUGUAUAUUUUCUGUGUACCUCCUAAGUGUUUCAUCAUAUAUUUUUUCAGUAUACCUAUGAAACAUUUAUUUUCAAUAUUUUUCAGAGUAUUAGUUAGUCAUGGUGUUCUUCUCUAAUAUACCUUUCUUGGUACCCUAGUACCCUUAUUUGUAAAGUUUAAAGGAAUAUAUUCCUUUCAUCUUUUCUCCACUUUCACUUUUAGUGCUAGUCAUACCAUGCAGAUCCAUUGCAAGGUAUUAUUGUCUUACCUAGUAUGUUGGUUGUACCUAAUUUUAUUGUUCUUUUAAAAUUUUGUGAGGAUUUCCGUGUUAAAUGUGUAUUGCUCUUAAUUAUUUGGAGGAAAUAACUUUAAUGUAUUUAUUAGAUCUCUUCAUGGUUGCUCAUCAUGUCCUUUGCUGGUGCAUUUGAUUUGAUAAUUUGUUCAUGUUCCCAUGGCAGAAGUUUUUUUAUUUGGCCAGACUGAUACUUAGAAUUCACCCCAUAUUAUUCCUGAACAAUAUUAUCUGUUCAUGGCUCAAAUUAUUUUUAUCUUUAUUUUGGCUUAUUGAAGCAAAUUAUUCCAGCAGCAUUGAAGACUUACCUUUACAGAUAUUAUAUUUUCCACAUUUAGAGCUGCUGUAAUAACUUGAUUGUCAAUAAGGUCCUAUUCAUUCUCUAUGAAUUUUAUCAAGCCUGAUAAUUACUUUGUGAUGAAAUUUCUUAUUAGGAUGAUGUCUCAAUAUACAUCCGUAAGUUUUCGGAAGGUACUUUCUUGGUCCAUUUGCUAUCGCCUGAAGUUGUCAUUCUUAAAUGAAUAAGAAACUGUGAUACCGGUUAGAAAGCUGUAUUCAUUAAGAGUUAAAAGUGCUUUGCUGUAAUGGUUUACAGUGCAUUUGAGUAUCCUAAUCUGAACUAUCCAGGAAAAGAAAAUAUUUCAGCAUUCGAUUUGAGUGUUACUAUUGGCUCAACAAGGACUGUUUAUUUGAUUUUCACAUAAUUUCUGUUUUGUUGUCUAUGUUAGGUACUGUUAUGUAAUUCUGUUGUACCUUAACUGCUAUGGUUUGUGUAAGGGGUGUGCAAAUGUGUUCAACCAAUGUGUUGUGAGCAAAAACAUGGUUUUGGCCUCAGCUUGUUAAUUUAGUUUUUUUUAUUGUAUAGUAAAUAAUCACUGCCAAUCUGUUUUUAGUGUUUUAAAGCUUUAAAUUGAUGAACAAUUAUGAUUAAAGAUACUGUUAUGAUUUUUACAAAAAAUGAAAAA